AUGUCAGGAGUUCGCUCGAAUUCGUUUUCUUCUCAGUCAUUUGAAGACUGGCGGGACAUAAAUUUCGACAUCGUGCAGCAUCUUGACUUUUUUCAGCAACCGAAAUCUUCAAGUGCGACAUUAUUGAGGCAAUUUCAAGUAAAAAAGGCAGCCAUGCAUCAACGCGCGUUAGAAUCUCUAAAAAACUAUAAUAUAAGCGUUGACCAAGCAGAAACUGCAGCAGAAAAGCUAAAACAGCAAAUUGAAGCAAAUCCACCUGUCACUCAGACUAGUAUUGAUUUUGAUAACAACAACGAUAUAAUGAAAUUACGACAAUUACAGUUCUUGAAGAAAUACGCUUGGAAAAAUCAAUUAAAGCAACAACAAAAAAUUAUAAUGUUUUUUGCAACGAAAAAAGCACAAAUACAGCGACUAACACAAUUCCUUCUUGGAAAGUCUGUUCCAUCCCUUCUUGCUAUUAAAAUUAAAGACUCCUUUUACGAAAUGGACCCUGGCGAAAAUAAAUAUCAGAAACGAAACGAAAUAAUACACACAAAAAUUAAACUAAUGAAACAGGAAUUAAGUAAAGUACCUUAUCCUCUCUGGGUUACGAAUUUCGAAGAAUUUUUCUCAAAACUUGUAAAUCAAGCAGCUCAAGUCAUAGAUCCGGAAUUAUUCUAUUUCGGAUUCAUACCAGAUGAGAUAAACAUAUCCCGCUACUUAUUUUCUUCGAAUUCUAAGAACGGACGCGCAAUAGAUUAUUUUAUCGCAUUAAACUCACAGAAUUCAUUUUCCGAGUUCUCAGAUAAAAUCAUUGAAUUCUGUGCCGCUCUAGUACCUCAGCAAGCUUGUACUACGCCUAAAGAUCAGUCGAUAUCUUUAUUACUCUUCUUCAGAGCGAUCAUGGAUAGAGUUUACGAGACCAAUACAGCUUUAUUUAGUACCAGCGAAUUUUACGCCAAAUACCCAGAAAUACAUUCUACGAAAAUGUCAGGAAUGACAUUGCCAAAAGGGAUGUCUCCUCCAGGCGAUAUGGAAGAAUCAGCCAGGGAGUGCUUCUUGAGGGCUCCGUUGUAUAGAAAGGCCUCGGAGACUUUUCUUUUGUCAUUUUUCACCGUUAAUCCGAUUGACGGCUUAUAUUAUAUACAUGUAACGAUGUCUGAUAUCCAUCGCGCUGCUAUAUCAGCACUGGUUGGUCAUGAACCAACUCCGGAUGAAUUAAAACAGAUUCUCGGGUUCGAUGACUUAUUUAGCCUGUUUUUCGGCGUUCUACUGGCUUCGGAUUGCCCGGAUCCGUUCCAGGUGCAUUCUAUGAUGAAGACGUUCGCGCCGAAAUCCUGUUUAUCUCCUAUGUUUGAAUACGCAAAUGCAAAUUUAGAAGCGUUAGUUUUGCAUUGCGGAAAGUUAUGUGCUUGA
Messenger RNA from Trichomonas vaginalis G3, 1395 nucleotides. RefSeq lists its product as uncharacterized. NCBI's taxonomy places the organism in Eukaryota, Parabasalia, Trichomonadida, Trichomonadidae. The record is from RefSeq and is a predicted model, not a curated record. The transcript has a single exon. The coding region runs from base 1 to 1395 and encodes 464 amino acids.